CAGUACCAUGCGUGCGCGGGGACAGACGGGGAGUGCAGUAAAGUGAAGUUCGUGGUCGUGGUCCAAAAGUCAGUUAAUCUAUUUGCCAGCUCAACAUAUAGACACCGCCAACAGAUGUUGGCAGAGCUGAAAAUCACGCAAGCCGAGCAGAAGUAAACUUCUGCAGAAAGAGAGAGAGGGAGAGAAAAACGCCAAAACGCAAUCCAGAGGACUUCCAAAUGUCGUGCAUGCAACAUCUUGUGGCGCUGCUGGCGCUGUGCCUGAGCCUGGGUGCCGUGGCAGCGAGCAGCAACCACCUGCCAGGCGGUGUAAACCUCAACGAGAGGUUCUUCAAUCAGGUGAGGGCGCUCAUCAAGCGUCGCAUGCAGGAGAAGAACGUGCAGGUACAGCCCCCACUCGUGGACGAUGAGGUGGCGCUGCAGAAUCAACGCAGCUACGACAAUGUGCCCAUUCCGGCCGCCAGUGUGCCCACACCGGUGCUCGUGGAGAAUUGGCCCACCGAGCAGCACAGCUUUGGUCAGGUCACCGCCGUCUCUGUGGAUCCGCAGGGCAAUCCCGUUAUUUUCCAUCGCGCCGAACGCUACUGGGACGUUAACACCUUCAACGAAAGCAAUAUCUACUACCUCAUCGAGUAUGGGCCGAUCAAGGAGAAGACCAUCUACUUGCUGGACUCCAAAACGGGCGCCAUCAAGUCGGGUUGGGGUUCGAAUAUGUUCUAUAUGCCACAUGGCAUGACAAUUGAUAUUCAUGGCAAUUAUUGGAUUACGGAUGUGGCCAUGCAUCAGGCAUUUAAGUUUAAGCCCUUUGGCAGCAAGCCGCUGCUGACAAUUGGCAAACGCUUUAGGCCCGGCUCCUCCGUCAAGCAUCUGUGCAAGCCGACAUCCAUAGCUGUGGCCACCACGGGAGAGUUCUUUAUUGCCGAUGGCUAUUGCAACAGUCGCAUCCUGAAAUUCAAUGCCGCUGGCAAGCUGCUGCGCACAAUUCCACAGCCACCAGAGUUUCUCUCGCUGCAAGUGCCGCAUGCCAUUACUCUCUUGGAACACUUGGAUCUGCUGUGCAUUGCUGAUCGCGAGAACAUGCGCGUUGUCUGUCCCAAAGCUGGCUUGAAGUCUUCCCAUGGCGAGGGUGAGCCCGCAGCUACCAUACAGGAACCCGACUUGGGUCGCGUGUUCGGCGUUGCCAGCUAUGGCGACAUUGUGUUUGCCGUGAAUGGACCCACUUCGAUGCUGCCCGUGUGUGGCUUUACCAUUGAUCCGCGCUCCGAGGCCAUCAUUGGGCACUGGGGUGACUUUAAGAAUCCGCACUCCAUGGCCGUCAGUGUGAAUGGUUCGGCGUUGUAUGUCACGGAGAUUGGCAACAAUCAUCAGACAAAUCGCGUGUGGAAAUAUGUGUUGGCCUAAGUCCCACACUGAAACCCAAAAAGCCCACAAAGCUCUCCUGCAUAUCCCCAUAACUGUGCUUAAAACCCUAGAAAUAGUAAACAAAAAAUAGAAGCAAACAGAAACAGAAACAAAUAGCUAACAAAACAGAAGCAGGACACAAAGAUACAUAUUUAAUUGUAAUAGUUAUUGUUAGAUGUAACAAUGUAAACUCUCGUACAUAAGUAUGUAUGUAAAUUUGCUUGACACAUACCACAACAAACAUAACCUCAGAUAUUUAUGUUUUUCUUGCACUUGUAAUGAGCAAAAAACGGGCCUCAAAAACCGUAUUACAAAGCAGGCAGCCUUUUGAUUGAAUAGUACUGAUAUGCAUGUACCGUACUGUACUGUAUUCGUUAAACAUAAACUAGGCACGAGUGUGGGUUGGUGGGAGAAUGCGCUUUAGACUAAACCUAAAACCAUAACAUAACCAAACAAAACACACAGAGACAGCGGGAAGAGAGCACUUGGAGCGGACACACGAAAGUAAACACGAAAUAAUGUACCAUAUAUAGUAAUCUAUGUAACCAGCAUAUAUAUCUACAUAUAUCUUAUGUAUAACUUAACGAAAUUUAUUAUUAUAACCAAAAUGUACAUUAUGUAUGUAAUAAAGUGUUGUUGUUGUAACGUAUACUACUACAGCCCCAUAAACAAA
Messenger RNA from Drosophila guanche, 2073 nucleotides. RefSeq names its product peptidyl-alpha-hydroxyglycine alpha-amidating lyase 2 (gene Pal2). Gene Ontology annotation, molecular function: catalytic activity; protein binding. The transcript is spliced from 7 exons. NCBI's taxonomy places the organism in Eukaryota, Metazoa, Arthropoda, Insecta, Diptera, Drosophilidae. Bases 219 to 1400 code for a protein of 393 amino acids. Gene Ontology annotation, biological process: peptide metabolic process. Gene Ontology annotation, cellular component: membrane; extracellular region. The record is from RefSeq and is a predicted model, not a curated record.